GACUGCAACGACGCCGGAGAAGUCAAAUUAUGAGUCAAGCUGAGAGUGAGAAGCACAAUUGAAGAUCAAAACCCCCACGAAUUUAGCAACGGAGAUAAGCUGAGUUUAAAGCAUCCCCAGAAGAUCAAAUGUCGGUCCAGGAUCGUGCAGUGCCAAAAUUACCGAAAUCGUCGAAAUCCCAGAUUAGAGCUCUUCCCACGAUAAACCGGAAACACCACCGUAUCUUCGAGGCCAAAAGCCUUGACCUUUCGACGUGGGUUUCUGAUAAUUUCUACAAAAUUGUUACAAGAUGUAUCCUAAUCUUCACUGUUGCAGCCGUCUUCUUCCUCUACAACUCCACCGAAACGGUUUCUUUCCCCCGGCUCCAGUUUAAGACGCAGCAGUCUCUUGAUUCCAUCUCUCUCCCUCAAAUCAAGUGGAAUUUGAUCGCAACCAUUAGUGAUAAGUCAUCUCCUUACGCUAAUUUUCGAUUAGAGCAAUGGAUUGUGGUGUCUGUGUCUGAUUAUCCGUCUGAUUCGUUGAAGAAGAUGGUCAAGACUCAAGAUUGGAGGAUGGCAGCUGUUGGCAAUUGGGAAUUCCAGGACGCCCAAGGAUGGGAGCUUGAGAGGAAGAGUGUGGGUUAUUUGUUCGCUAUCCAACAUGGUGCAAAGAAGAUCUUUGAUUGUGAUGAUCUUGGGGAUUGGAGAUGUGAUUGGUGAUGAUUUAGGGCAGCAUUUUGAUGUAGAAUUGGUGGGGGAGGGAGCUAGGCAGAGUCUAUAUUGCAAUAUAGUCAUGAUAAGCCUAAUAGGACUGUAGUGAACCCGUAUAUCCAUUUUGGGCAAAGGUCAGUUUGGCCUAGGGGAUUGCCACUGGAGAAUGUAGGU
Messenger RNA from Rubroshorea leprosula, 863 nucleotides. Lineage: Eukaryota; Viridiplantae; Streptophyta; Magnoliopsida; Malvales; Dipterocarpaceae. The record is from the annotation of a GenBank genome assembly.